UGGAGAGGAUGGUUGGCUCCCACACGAACAGAACAGUUUACCAAAACAUUGAUCGCCAUUUGUACCUCCGACUUCAGUUAUUUUGUUUCAGGUUUCAUUUAAAGGCAGAUGAGUGGGAUUUGGCUUAGAGUCUUGCCAGUCCUUGCUCGCAACCGUGGGCUUACUGGUAGCCAUGCCAUAGGAAUUUUGGGCUCAUCUACGUGGUCUUCCCUGGCCUUCAGACUGUGUACUCAGAAAGUGGCAAGAUUGCAUAGUAUUAAAAAACCAUGUGUAACUACAGAUAACACUGUUCAGAGAAACACGAAGCCGUUUCCACCAGUUUCAUGCUAUGGAGUUCUGCAAGUGUGCCAUUACAAAAGCUUUGGUCAUGAGAAAGAAAAAUACUCAAAAUCCAAGACGGUAUUCCUCUCCUUUAUAGGCAUCAUGUUUAUCGUCUGUUUAAUUGAUUGGGACUGGGUUAAGAGAUGGUGGACUGUGGAUGCUGCUAGUAUGACUGAAGCUGAUAGACCUAAAGAAGAGGAGGAGGAGGAUGAAGAUGACAACUCCUUGGAGUCCUCCUCUGAAGACACAGAAACAGAUGAGGAUGUUAAAGAUAAAAAGAAAAAGAAACGUGUGGGAUUCAGAGAUAGAAAGAUCAUAGAGUACGAGAACAGAAUUCGAGCAUAUUCAACCCCGGAUAAAAUUUUCCGCUACUUUGCUACAUACAAGUUAAUACAAAGGACUGCAAGUGGAGUUGAAAGGACUGAGGUUUUCAUGACUCCAGAUGAUUUUCUGCGAGCGCUGACUCCAGGAAUGCAACAGCCUGAGGGAUUAGGUCUUGACCAGUUCAAGAAGUAUGAUCCAAAGAAAGGGAAGUCUGACUUAACUGCAGAAGUGGAUGAUAUAUCAGGAGAGAUGCUGGAGGAGGAGGGAAGAAUGAACACUUCCAACAAACUGGAGCUUGCCCUUGAUGAAGAUUCUAUUUUCUACAAGCUUGGUAGCUCAGGACUCAUCUCUUUCUCAGAUUUUAUCUUUUUACUCACUGUCUUAUCCACAUCUCGUCGUCAUUUUGAGAUAGCUUUUCGUAUGUUUGACUUGAAUGGUGAUGGAGACGUUGAUUAUGAGGAAUUUGAUAAAGUAGCAACACUGAUUCGUAAUCAGACAAGCAUUGGAGCACGUCAUCGAGAUCAUGCCAAUACUGGAAAUACAUUUAAAGGUGUUAAUUCUGCUCUCAGCACCUACUUCUUUGGCCAGACAUUAAGAGAAAAAUUAACCAUCGAGAAAUUCUUGUUCUUUCAGCAGCAGUUACAACAAGAAAUUCUCAGUCUAGAGUUUCGUCGCAAGGGUCCAAAUGAAGAUGGCUUGAUAUCAGAGGCAGACUUUGCUGAAUUGUUGUUAGCAUAUGGUGGGUAUCCACCAAAUAAGAAGGCAAGAAUGCUCAAAAGAGUCAAGAAAGCAUUCAAGGGUGAAACUUCUCAAGGCAUUAGCCGAGAUGACUACUUGAAGUUUUUUCAUUUUCUGAAUAACAUCAAUGAUGUGGACACAGCCUUGACUUUCUACCACAUUGCUGGUGCUUCUAUUGAUCCAGCAACCCUGAAGCAUGUGGCCAAGACUGUUGCACAUGUUGAGCUUUCGGACCAUGUUGUCAACGUUGUCUUCACACUCUUUGAUGAUAACAAUGAUGGUCAGCUCAGCAACCGGGAGUUUGUUGCUGUGAUGAAAAACAGAUUGCAACGUGGCUUAGAAAAGCCUAAAGACACAGGAUUUGUGAAACUUAUCGUAUCCAUGUUUAAAUGUGCUGGAGAGACAAAACCUGUACUUUUGGAUAUAUGAGGAAAGGUUCGUGUGCGAGAUGCAGAUUUGAAAGAGGCAGAGAAGAGACACUGUGAAGGGUGUAAUUGCAGAGGCAAAGAAAAAAAUGGUAAUAAAGGAACAAAUUCAGAAGACAAGAAAGAAUAAUCUUACUGUUAUAUGUAAGAAAGUGCAAUAUUAAUUGUACAGUAUUCACAAUAAAUGCUAAACUUGUACAAGUAUUUCAACAAGCUGUAUAUUUAUGUCAACGCUAUAUGACUCUUGUGGGUUUAGCGUUUAGUUUUGAUAAUUAUAAUACAGCCUCUCCUCACUUAACGUCGCUAAGUGAAAUGGUAGCGAGUUUGUGUUAGUCAUCUUUGAUAUUGUUUUAAUGUCACCUUUGCACCAUUUAUAACAUUUCUGGUAUAUUCUUAAACGUUUAUAUGGUAGUGUACUAUAUAUCGUAAUAAACAGAAUAGAGGAAAUCGGUUCUAAUAUACAUUAUUCAGGUAUGCAUACUGGUCAGAGAGCCUGUCGUAAGUCCGAAGUGUCGGUAAACAAGUAUGUCACUAAGUGAAGAGAGGCUGUAAUGUAUAUUUAUGUGCUAGUGAGGUGGUAAUGUUAUUCAUUAUAUAGUCAGAACUUUAAAGUGGUGUGUGAAAAACAGUUCCUAUAAACAGUGUGCAAGUCACUGUAUAAGAAGAAAAUGUGUAUGUUGCUCUCUUGAAAGGAUAUGGAUAAAUAAUUGUUUCAGAUUUACCCAAAGACUAUACAUUCUUCUUCAGAAAUACAAAUGGUGAAUGGAGUACAUUUUGUCAUGGGAGAAAGUUUAGCAGAAAUGGUAAUUAAGUUUAUUUGUAUUGCAUCAUAGCUUCUUAUCUCAUUGAUAUGGAAAAAUCUAAGAUAGACAUCAUAUACUGUACUUGAAAAAACAUGAAAUUUAGCAUAGUAUUUAUUUGACUGUGGAUGGUGGGUGAGAAUGACCAAUUUUUUUUUUUUUUUUUAUAGCAUUUGUGUAUUUUUCUUAUACUAUUAGUUUUUGCAUCUUUACAGUAUUAUUAUAUUAAAAACAAGUUUCAAAUUUUUUGUAAAAUUUAUUUAGGUAUUUUCACAAGACAUUGGUAAUUGUAAUUUACAUGGUAUCAUUAGCAACUGAUUUUUAUCGUCAUAUUAUCAGCAUUAGCUAUUCAUUCUUUUGGAAAAACAAAUUGCCUAUGAAAACAUUUCAUUUUAAAAAUAAGACUACCCUUUCAGUAAUCUUUUACAUCAUCAUCUUUCAACAAACCGGCCGUAUCCCACUGAGGUAGGGUGGCCCAAAAAGAAAAACAGAAGUUUUUCUUUUUAAAUUUAGUAAUUUAUACAGGAGAAGGGGUUACUAGCCCCUUGCUCCCGGCAUUUUAGUCGCCUCUUACAACAUGCAUGGCUUACGGAGGAAGAAUUCUGUUCCACUUCCUCAUGGAGAAUCUUUUACAUAUUAUUCCAUAAGUAUUUACAAAAAAAGCUUUUAAUAUUUUGUGUACUGGUUUAUCUUUUCUCGUUACUUUUACCUUACCUUUUCUUGCUUUCUGUACCUCCUGCGUGUUUGAUACAGUAGUUCUUGUUAUAAUGACAUGUUUUUAUUUCAUAAUGCAGUUAGUAUUUUACUUAUUGAUGAAACAAAUAUUAAUAGCUGUAGCAUGUAUUCCAAAAAAAAAUACUGCAUGCUCAUUGUCAAUUAAGGUUGUUAAGAUUAUAUUUAGCUGAAGCAAUCAGAAAUAGAAAAUAAAUUUUGUACAAACAUGAUAAGGUUAAUGGUACCCUAAACAGUAAUUUUUAAAUAUUUAUAGAGUGCAGUAUAGGUUGACAGUAGUAAUUUUCAUAAGUUUUAGCGAUACAUAUUAUUAUGCAACUUUAAUAAGUGGUACAUCACGCAACAACAAACUUAACUUUUAUAAUAUUGGAUUUAUGAAAUAAGAUGUCAACUAAAAUAUUCAUUAAAAUAAAAUUUAAUAUACUU
Molecule: messenger RNA, 3766 nt
Organism: Cherax quadricarinatus
Lineage: Eukaryota; Metazoa; Arthropoda; Malacostraca; Decapoda; Parastacidae
Product: calcium uptake protein 1 homolog, mitochondrial
Biological process (GO): mitochondrial calcium ion homeostasis; calcium import into the mitochondrion
Cellular component (GO): uniplex complex
Molecular function (GO): calcium ion binding
Source: RefSeq, a predicted model, not a curated record